Limanda limanda (common dab) is the source of this 2097-nucleotide messenger RNA. Its product is annotated as sodium-coupled neutral amino acid transporter 3-like. Gene Ontology annotation, biological process: serine transport; L-histidine transmembrane transport; L-glutamine transport. The coding region runs from base 340 to 1752 and encodes 470 amino acids. The record is from RefSeq and is a predicted model, not a curated record. Gene Ontology annotation, molecular function: L-glutamine transmembrane transporter activity; glycine transmembrane transporter activity. The transcript has 16 exons. NCBI's taxonomy places the organism in Eukaryota, Metazoa, Chordata, Actinopteri, Pleuronectiformes, Pleuronectidae.
AGGAGUUUGUUUGCACGUGACGUCACAAGAACCUUGAAACUGUUGUUUAAAGUAGCUCUUCUGCUCACUGCCUGCUUCCACAUUUACUCACCUCUCCCCCACCUGUUCCUGAGACACUACGUGCUUUGCCGCUGGGCUUCAAAAACAAGCGUUAUUCAUCUACCCUACCCAAACUACAGCUCUGACAUACGCACGACGAACACAAAGGUUCUCCCUCUGUUUCAGAGAGUCACCUGGGCCUGUUUCUGGAGAUAUCACCUAUUAAUAGAGUACCCUUUCCAUUCUGUUGCAAGUUUCUAUCUAUCUGAAGGUAAAACUACUGAACCUGUCAAUUGUAGUAUGGAACUGCAGAAGUUAUCGAAAGGUAAUCAACACCAUGAAGCUGAUGUGCCUAAAGAGGGAGGAGUUCUGCCAGAGAAAGCAAAGUUCCUGCAUCACAAGAGCAACGCACCAAGUCAGUUUACAGAUUUUGAGGGUAAAACCUCCUUUGCAAUGUCUGUCUUCAACUUGAGUAAUGCCAUCAUGGGCAGUGGCAUUCUGGGUCUGUCAUAUGCCAUGUCGAACACUGGCAUAGUCCUUUUCCUGAUCCUGUUGACAUGCAUUGCUUGUCUUUCAUGUUAUUCCAUCCAUUUGUUGCUAUGCAGUGCUGGAGUUGUGGGUAUCAGAGCCUACGAGCAGCUUGGUCUCAGAGCUUUUGGUCCUUCAGGGAAGAUUCUAGCAGCUGUCAUCAUAACAUUACAUAACAUUGGAGCCAUGUCAAGCUACCUGUUCAUAGUAAAAUAUGAGUUACCAUUGGUCAUCCAAACCUUUCUUGGCCAGUCAGCGAGCUCUGACAACUGGUUCAUGAAUGGAAACUACCUCAUCAUCAUUGUCACCGUCUGCAUCAUCUUCCCGCUGGCCCUGAUGAAACACCUGGGGUAUCUUGGUUACAGCAGUGGAUUCUCUCUUUGCUGCAUGGUCUUCUUUCUCUCUGUGGUAAUCUACAAGCGAUUCAACAUCUCCUGUCCUCUGGAAGUGUUUGGUAACUUCUCUGUGAACACAUCUCUCCCAGACAACACAUGCACCGCCAAAUUCUUCACCAUCAACCAAGAGACAACAUAUACCAUCCCCAUCCUGGCGUUUGCUUUUGUAUGUCACCCUGAAGUUCUUCCAAUCUACACCGAACUGAGCAACCCAACCAAAAGAAGAAUGCAGAACAUUGGCAAUGUUUCCAUCAUGGGAAUGUUCAUCAUGUACUUCUUCACUGCCAUAUUUGGCUAUCUGACCUUCUAUGAGAACACUGAAGCAGAGCUCCUCCAUACCUACAGUAAGGUAGACCUCCUGGACACUCUGAUCCUGUGUGUUCGAUUGGCUGUCCUGGUGGCUGUCACGCUGACUGUACCUGUGGUCUUGUUUCCCAUCCGCCGUGCCCUCCUGCAGAUACUGUUUCCAGGGAAACCCUUCCAUUGGCUUCGUCAUAUUGCCAUUGCAGUGUGUCUGCUGUUUUCUGUCAACCUGCUGGUCAUCUUUGUUCCCAAUAUUCGAGAUAUUUUUGGCAUAAUUGGAGCCACCACUGCUCCCAGUCUGAUCUUUAUCCUUCCUGGACUGUUCUACAUCCGCAUCAUCCCCUCUGACCAGGAGCCUAUGAACUCUAGACCAAAGAUACAGGCUUCAUGUUUCACAGCGCUGGGUUUCAUAUUCAUGACCAUGAGUCUGACAUUCAUCGGGAUUGACUGGUUGAGUGGAGAAAACCGAAGUCACGGUGGCCAUUAAAGAGCAGUCCUCUGGAGACCAAGAAAGAUUCAAUCUACUGCAAAAAGGAUCAUGGCUUCAUUAGUGAUAUCGACAGUCAAUUCAUCAAGAAUGUAAAAAGGAACCCAACAUAGUUCUGUUACCAUGUCAAGUUGAUAUGAUAUAUAUAUGUCAGCAGGAUGUUAUCAAAUGUGAUGCCCCUCUGUUCUGUAUGAGGAGUUGAUGAACAUGUUGACCAUGGAAGUCAAGAGGAGCUAUGUGUUGUAUUGUAACUGCAAUAUUCAAAGCAAAUUUGGCCAAUGUCUUCUGUAGCUAUACGGUGUUUGAUAAAAAAAAAUCAAAAUAAAGACCCCUCAGAAAUCCGAA